AUGUCUCAAAAUAGACAUACCACCCGUCGAGCACCAAGAGACAGACCUGAUGACCGUCUUGGAAACCUUAAGCUCCGGAUACCUGUCUUUGGAGGCACUAGCAACCCUGAUGACUAUCUUGAUUGGGAGAAGAAGAUUGAAUUGGUGUUUGACUGCCAAGAUUAUUCGGAAAAGAAGAAGGUGAGGCUUGCUAAACGUUUUGUGCCAAGUUAUUAUGGGAAAGAGGUGCAUCAAAAACUCAGGAGACUUACCCAAGGCACGAGGGGAGUAGAAGAAUACUAUCAGGAGAUGGAAACUCUUAUGCUUAAGGGUGGAGUAGCUGAAUCAGCUGAAGCUACCAUGGCACGUUUCCAGGCUGGGUUGAGCAGAGACAUUCAGGAUCGCAUAGAGAUGUAUGAGUAUGAGGAUAUCUUUGAGUUGUUACACAAGUCCAUCCUUAUAGAGCAACAGCUAAAGAGGAAGAAUCCAACCAAGGGCUCCUAUGGCAACAACUACAAGUCGACCACUACCAAAGAAGAGAAACCAUGGAUAAAGAAGGAAGAUCUCAAAGGAAGUCAGCAGGAUGAUAAGGGAAAAUCAACCACCACGAGAUCCAGAGAUGUGAAGUGUUUCAAUUGUACCAACGUUGCAAGUGAGGCGCUUGUGGAAAAACUUGGGUUGAAGACUGGAAAGCAUCCUAGGCCUUAUCUACUUCAGUGGUUGAAUGAUCAAGGGGAACUGAAGGUGACUGAGCAAGUAAUGGUCCCUAUUACUAUUGGGAGGUACCAAGAUGAGAUUGUUUGUGAUGUCCUACCUAUGGACACAAGUCACAUCCUGCUAGGGAGGCCAUGGCAAUAUGACAAAAAGGUGAUUCAUGAUGGCUUUACUAAUCGCCACUCAUUCACUCACAGAGACAAGAAGAUUGUUCUUGCUCCUCUCUCACCACAGGAAGUACACCAUGAUCAAGUCCAACUCAAACUUAGGAGGAAAGAAGACAAGGACAAGGUACCAACAUCUGAGAAACAAACAAAAGGUAUUCUUCUAAGUGCUAAAUCUAGUGAUCUCCGGAAAGCAGCACACUUGAACCAAUCUAUGAUCUUGUUUGUUUUUAAGGGAGCUUUACUAACUUCUUCUGACAUUGCACCGGAGCUACCGAGUGGUUUUGAGUUCAUAUUACAGGAUUAUGGAGAUGUGUUUCCAGAAGAGAGUCCAAGUGGUUUGCCUCCACUCCGAGGGAUUGAACACCAGAUAGACUUAGUUCCAGGAGCCUCCUUGCCCAACAGACCUGCUUACCGAACUAACCCUGAUGAAACUAAAGAGUUGCAAAGACAAGGAAUCAAAGUUGACGAGGAAAAGGUGAAAGCAAUAAAAGAAUGGCCAAUUCCUACCAGUGUAAGUGAGGUAAGGAGCUUUCAUGGGUUGGCUGGGUUCUACAGGCGUUUUGUUAGGGAUUUCAGCACCAUUGCUGCCCCUCUCACUGAG
This is a messenger RNA of Raphanus sativus (radish), 1461 nucleotides long. RefSeq lists its product as uncharacterized. The transcript has 4 exons. The annotation marks the transcript as partial. The record is from RefSeq and is a predicted model, not a curated record. NCBI's taxonomy places the organism in Eukaryota, Viridiplantae, Streptophyta, Magnoliopsida, Brassicales, Brassicaceae.